UCCAGCUCCAGACACCCACAGGCUGAAAGUCUCGAAUUCCAUGUCAUCCACGUCUCAUCUUAUCCUCCCCACCGUCGUUCGCCCCGACUUCUCCCGCCGCCGUAAAAGGCCUCGGUUCCUCCCCGCCACCAUUCCCAACUUCCCUUCUCCUCCUCCAAUUCGUCCUCGAACGUCUCCUCCUACACUCGCAGCCGCCUCCAUUUCUUCUCCCCUGCAAGCCCUAAUCUUCGACUGCGACGGCGUGAUCCUUGAAUCGGAGCAUCUCCACCGGCAAGCCUACAACGAAGCCUUCGCCCAUUUCGCCGUCCGCUACCCUAAGUCCUCGCCGAAGCCUAUUUACUGGUCCUCCGAUUUCUACGAUGAGCUGCAGAACCGAAUUGGUGGAGGGAAGCCGAAAAUGAGAUGGUACUUCAAGGAGAAUGGAUGGCCUUCUUCUGCCAUCUUUGUGGAGCCGCCUCUGAUGGAUUCGGAUAGAGAAAGACUGGUAGACGUGAUCCAGGAUUGGAAAACAGAAAGGUAUAAGGAAAUAAUCAAAUCUGGAUCUGUUGAAACUAGGCCUGGGGUUCUUAGAUUGAUGGAUGAUGCUAAGGGUGCGGGUGUUAAGGUUGCUGUGUGCUCCGCAGCAACAAAAAGCUCUGUUGCUUUAUGUUUGGAGAAUCUACUUGGAUUAGAACGGUUUCAAGGCCUUGAUUGCUUCCUCGCAGGUGAUGAUGUCAAAGAGAAGAAGCCCAGUCCAUUAAUUUAUUUGGCAGCCUCUAAGAAGCUCGGUGUGCCUGGAGGAAAUUGCUUGGUAGUGGAAGAUAGUGUCAUUGGGUUGCAGGCAGCAACUGGAGCUGGAAUGCCUUGUAUAAUAGCCUACACAUCUUCAACUGCUAACCAGGAUUUCAAAGAGGCGAUUGCAACUUAUCCAGAUUUGAGAAGUGUCAGGUUGGAAGAUCUCGAGUUAUUACUUCAGAGUACUGUGCUGUCCACCUAGCAUGUUAUUAGCCUAUGCUUUUAGCCUUUUAGUUUCAAGUUCAGAAAUCCGGAUUAUUACAAAAUUUAUCAUGAAGCUUCUUUCCAGUGCAGUAUAUUCAUUGUCGUGGAUAGUGCUCCUGUUGAGACAUAUUGUACAAUAAAUAAUGCUUGGAUUAGUAAUCUUACUCAUGAAAGUUAAGAAUAAUCUAAAAAUAUAUUGAUUUUUUACUCUGCUCAUUGU
Messenger RNA from Phalaenopsis equestris, 1198 nucleotides. Its product is annotated as haloacid dehalogenase-like hydrolase domain-containing protein At4g39970. Bases 41 to 976 code for a protein of 311 amino acids. The transcript has 11 exons. NCBI's taxonomy places the organism in Eukaryota, Viridiplantae, Streptophyta, Magnoliopsida, Asparagales, Orchidaceae. Gene Ontology annotation, molecular function: hydrolase activity. The record is from RefSeq and is a predicted model, not a curated record.